GGACUCUGCCUGGAUAUGAGGUACUAAGGGGAAAAAGAGCACCACGCUUGUCUGCUCACCUUGCCUAUUUGACUGUACAUAAUGGAGACCAAGGAAGAGAAGAAGGAACGAAGACAAGGCUAUUUUGCUCGUUUGAAAAAGAAAAGGCAAGCCAAACAAAACACCGAGACCGUCUCUGCCAAUUCCUCUGGAUCUCCUGUUUCCAAAACACUUUCUGAGAAAGAUGAUGAAAGUAAAGUUAUUUUGGAGCAAAUCAGUUCCUCUGAAGACAACUGUAAACUUGCUGGGGAAAAGGAAACUGUUCCAGACAAAGAAAAGAAAAAGAAAAAAUACAAUCAACUGAAAGACAUCAGACGGACAGAACUUAAAAGAUACUAUAGUACUGAUGACAAUCAAAACAAAACCAAUGAAAAGAAAGAGAAAAAAAUGGUUUCUCAGAAACCCCAUGGUACCAUAGAAUACACUGCUGGAAAUCAGGACACCAUAAACAGCAUAGCAUUGAAGUUUAACAUCACCCCAAACAAGCUUGUGGAGCUCAAUAAGCUUUUCACGCAGACAAUUGUGCCAGGCCAGAUUCUCUUUGUGCCAGAAACAAGCGCCGCAAGGCUGUCUUCUUUCAGUCCUGGUGCUCCCGUUUCUCCUUCAUCAUCAGAUGCUGAAUAUGAUAAACUCCCUGAUGCUGAUUUGGCAAGAAGGGCCUUCAAACCAGUUGAGAGAGUCCUGUCCUCUACUUCAGAAGAGGACGAGCCUGUGGUUGUAAAAUUUUUAAAAAUGAAUUGUCGUUACUUCACAGAUGGUAAGGGCGUAGUUGGAGGAGUCAUGAUAGUAACUCCGAACAAUAUCAUGUUUGACCCACAUAAGUCUGAUCCUCUGGUAAUUGAGAAUGGCUGUGAAGAAUAUGGGCUCAUCUGCCCCAUGGAGGAGGUGGUCUCAAUAGCUCUCUACAAUGACAUCUCUCACAUGAAGAUUAAAGAUGCAUUGCCAUCUGACAUACCAAAGGAUCUUUGUCCUCUGUACAGGCCAGGAGAAUGGGAAGACCUGUCCUCUGAGAAAGAUAUCAAUCCUUUCAGCAAAUUCAAAUCCCUUAGCAAGGAAAAGAGGCAGCAGAAUGGAGAUCCAUCCAUUGCUCUGGGUGCCAAACAGAUAAAGCCUUCAGAUAAGGAAAAAUCUGCUGAUUUUGAGGUUCUUCAGUCAUCUGAGAGCACAGGCUCAAUCAAGUCAAAGUCACUGGAGCUUCCCAACAACAUCACUGCCACUGAUCAUUUGGCAAAGUUUGCUGCGGAUCCAUGUGCCAAGGAGCCUUCUGGGGAAAAAAAUGCUUCAGACAUCAAAACCAAAGAAAAAUCCCUUUUGGGAGAAGGAGAGGAUGACUUCAUUGAGCUGGAAAAGACGUCAUCUUGUAUGGAUAGAGGGUUGGACAGGAAAAUCUCAGUAAUGGAAGGCUUGCUGACUGACCCCAAGGAGUUGGGGAGAACUAAGCAGCAGGUAACCAAACCCACUACAGAAGUCCAGGAGCACUUGACAGUUGAUUCCUUGGAAAAAAAGGACAGUGUUGAACCUAAAGCUGACUUAGACUUAGACCUGUGUGAAAAGCAAGAUGUUUUUCCAGAAGUAAACAAAUGUGUCAGUUCCCCAACAGGUAAGGUGGAGACUGCAUUGGACACUAAGAAAGAGCUAGAGAAAGAUAAACUUAUUGAAUUUUACCUCAAUAAAGAUGGGAAUGGGUCUCAGUCAUCUGAAGACUUACACAAGGCUGAAAUCCAGAAAGGUGAAAACAAUAAAGCAAUUGGUAUAGACCUUACACUUAGCUGUUCAAAGUCCCACGCUAAUGAAGUCCAUACAGUUUGCUGUGUUGAAAGGAAAGCACCUUCAUUAGAAAUCAGCUCAGCAGCAGCAGAGGAAAAGGAUCUGAAAGAGUCUGUGGACUCUUCAUUAGUACCAGCUGUAGACAAGACCUCUCAAGAAACACAGUUAGACAAUCAAUCAGAAAUCAGACUGUGGCUGCUGCAGAAAAUUCAAGUGCCAAUUGAAGAUAUGCUUCCUUCAAAAGAGGAGAAGAGCAAGACUCCUCCAAUGUUUCUGUGCAUUAAAGUAGGCAAGCCCAUGAGAAAGUCUUUUGCGUCUCAGAGCACCACCAUGUCUCAACAGUACAGUAAAAAGAUAAAGCAACCAGAGUACUGGUUUGCUGUUCCUCGGGAAAGGGUGGAUCACUUGUACACGUUUUUUGUUCAGUGGUCACCAGAAAUAUACGGGAAAGAUGCCAAAGAGCAAGGUUUUGUCGUGGUAGAAAAGGAGGAGCUUGACAUGAUAGACAACUUCUUCAGUGAGCCCACUACUAAAAGCUGGGAGAUCAUUACUGUAGAAGAAGCAAAACGACGGAAGAGCGUUUGCAGUUACUAUGAAGAAGAAGAUGAUGAUACUUUGCCUGUCUUAAAGCAUCACAGCGCCCUCCUGGAGAAUAUGCACAUAGAGCAGCUUGCCCGGCGCUUGCCCGCACGAGUGCAGGGAUACCCAUGGCGGCUUGCAUACAGUACGCUGGAGCACGGGACUAGCCUGAAGACUCUCUACCGUAAAUCAGCAUCUCUCGACAGUCCAGUUCUCCUCGUCGUCAAGGAUAUGGACAACCAGAUAUUUGGAGCGUAUGCUACGCAUCCCUUCAGGUUUAGUGACCAUUACUAUGGCACUGGUGAAACAUUCCUCUACACAUUCAGUCCAAAUUUCAAGGUAUUCAAAUGGAGUGGAGAGAACACCUACUUCAUCAAUGGAGACACCAGUUCUCUGGAGCUCGGAGGUGGAGGUGGCCGGUUUGGCUUAUGGUUAGAUGCAGAUUUGUAUCACGGGCGAAGCAACUCCUGCAGCACCUUCAAUAAUGACAUCUUAUCCAAAAAAGAAGAUUUCAUAAUACAAGAUGUAGAAGUAUGGACAUUCGAAUGAAAUACUGACUGCCUUAAGGACUGGAUCCAUUAGGCACUUAAACGCUAACUAGAAGGUGCAGGCUGCCUCACAAGGUUGCACGCUUUUUCCUCAAGUUUGUACCAGAGCAUGACUACGCAAAAAAACCCAACCAACCAACCCAAGAAAAAACAGAGCUGGUUUUGAGAGGCAGUAAGAGACAGAACAGUAAGAGAUCAGUCUGAAGUGUUUUUUACGUCCUCCUCCAACACUCCUCCAUCGAAGAUAUGAUGCUUAUGAAAAUAUUCAUGGUGUAUAAGUUGAAAACUUUUUCUGUAACUGUGAAAAAGAUCCUGUGGGAAAUCUAUAACUAUCUAGUACAUUCCAUGUGUAUUUAUGUUCAACGUACAAAUGCUAACCAAAAAUAAAAGGUUGCUUUACCAAAA
This is a messenger RNA of Nipponia nippon (crested ibis), 3338 nucleotides long. NCBI's taxonomy places the organism in Eukaryota, Metazoa, Chordata, Aves, Pelecaniformes, Threskiornithidae. The record is from RefSeq and is a predicted model, not a curated record.